Messenger RNA from Hevea brasiliensis (rubber tree), 1022 nucleotides. Its product is annotated as putative vesicle-associated membrane protein 726. The record is from RefSeq and is a predicted model, not a curated record. The transcript has 5 exons. NCBI's taxonomy places the organism in Eukaryota, Viridiplantae, Streptophyta, Magnoliopsida, Malpighiales, Euphorbiaceae. Bases 155 to 817 code for a protein of 220 amino acids. Gene Ontology annotation, biological process: vesicle-mediated transport. Gene Ontology annotation, cellular component: membrane.
GUUGCCUCCCAUCUAAGCGAAAAGAGAACUCUCUCUCUCUCUCUCUCCGCAAUAAAACCAUUCAUUUCUUUGUUCGUCUCUGCUCUGCAACAUCAAGAGCUCAUCAUUUCCCUCUCUCUCUCUCUCUAAGGCUAGGGUUUUGUUGACGGAUUAGAUGGGGCAGCAAUCGUUGAUCUACAGCUUUGUGGCGAGAGGGACGGUGAUUUUGGCAGAGUACACAGAGUUUACAGGCAAUUUCACCAGCAUAGCAGCUCAGUGCCUUCAGAAACUUCCGGCCACCAACAACAAGUUCACCUACAACUGCGAUGGCCACACCUUCAACUACCUUGUCGAUAACGGCUACACUUACUGUGUAGUUGCAGUUGAGUCUGUUGGCCGACAGGUUCCAAUUGCCUUCCUUGAGCGAAUCAAGGAAGAUUUCAUCAAGAGAUAUGGUGGAGGAAAAGCUGCAACAGCAGUUGCUAAUAGCCUGAACAAGGAAUUUGGGCCCAAGUUGAAGGAGCAAAUGCAAUAUUGUGUGGAUCACCCUGAGGAGGUCAGUAAGCUUGCCAAGGUGAAAGCUCAGGUUUCAGAAGUCAAGGGGGUUAUGAUGGAAAAUAUAGAGAAGGUUCUUGACCGUGGAGAGAAAAUUGAGCUUCUGGUUGACAAAACUGAAAAUCUUCGCUCUCAGGCGCAAGAUUUCAGACAACAGGGAACCAAGAUGAGGAGGAAGAUGUGGUUGCAGAACAUGAAAAUUAAGCUGAUAGUGCUGGGUAUCUUGAUUGCCUUGAUUCUCAUCAUAGUAUUGUCCGUUUGUGGAGGAUUCAAAUGUCACUAGUUUCAGUGAUGAUGAUUUACCUAUACUUUUUCGUGUUACCGCUUUCUGCUAUAGUCUAUAUCGUAAGACAGUGCUUGUAUAGUUUGUGUUCUAGAAUUCUUUGGAUACUCUUGGUGUGUGGAAGUUUAUCAUUCCUUGUUAUGAUUUUGUUGUCACUCAUAUUUCGAUUGAUGAAUGCCAGUCAAAUUAAGUUGAAAGUAGAUAA